Gymnodraco acuticeps is the source of this 5774-nucleotide messenger RNA. RefSeq names its product glutamate receptor-interacting protein 1-like. Gene Ontology annotation, molecular function: nuclear glucocorticoid receptor binding. The record is from RefSeq and is a predicted model, not a curated record. Gene Ontology annotation, biological process: neurotransmitter receptor transport, endosome to postsynaptic membrane. NCBI's taxonomy places the organism in Eukaryota, Metazoa, Chordata, Actinopteri, Perciformes, Bathydraconidae.
GACGGGGACCCUGGAGCUCGGGGACAAGCUGCUGGCCAUCGAUAACAUCCGGGUGGAGAGUUGCUCCAUGGAGGAGGCGGUUCAGAUCCUGACGCAGUGCGAGGAGCUCGUCAAGCUGAAGAUCCGGAAAGACGAGGACAACUCCGACGAACAGGAAGUGUCCGGCAGCAUCAUCUACACGGUGGAGCUGCAGAGGUACGGAGGUCCGUUGGGAAUCACCAUCUCCGGCACCGAGGAGCCGUUCGACCCCAUCAUCAUCUCCUCGCUCACCAAGGGGGGGCUGGCCGAGAGGACGGGCGCGAUCCACGUUGGGGAUCGUAUCCUGGCGAUCAACAGCAGCAGCCUGAAGGGGAAGCCUCUGAGUGAAGCCAUCAGUCUGCUGCAGCAGGCCGGAGAGACGGUCACUCUGAAGAUCAAGAAGCAGGGCGACCUGGCGAGCCCUAAGUCCUGUUUGAUUGGUUCAGGCAUGGGGGCGGGGCUUGUGAGGGAACACCAGGACGGCGUUGACGAUCCGGUCAUUGUGGUUACGCCGCUGUCGGGUCAGCGAGCGUUCAGCACCCUGCCGUCGGUGGACAGCGCCGUGGAGUCCUGGGACGGAUCCAACGUGGACAGCUUCACCUCCCCAGCUCCUCCCUUUCAGUCGUCUCCGUACAAUUUCCACGACUGGCGCAACGCAAAGACGACAAACAGCCAAUCAUCUUCCUCCGCUCGCCAGAGAGCCAAUCAGCUGUCAGACCUCGGCCUCAGCGACGAAGAUUGGGACCGCCCACCAAUGGGAGGAGCCUAUAAUCUGCCCAGCGGUUUGAUCACUGACUGCAGGUUCAGCGUGGGUCAUGAUGGGACAGAACCGGAUCAGGAAGAGAACUUCUGGUCUCAGGCUUUAGAGGAUCUGGAGACAUGCGGACAGAGCGGCAUCCUCCGAGAGCUGGAGGCUACCAUCAUGUCCGGUUCCACGCUCAGUCUGAACCACGACCCGACCCCUCUACGCAGCACUCUGGGACGCCAGGCCAGCUUCCAGGAGCGAAGCAACUCCAAGCCAUCGGUAAACUCUCGGUCCAACACCUUGCCCUCUGACCCCACGCGCCGAGCCUUCGCCAUGAGGAAGAUGAGGCAGGAAGUCAACGAGAUCCUAAACCAAAACCCUGUGGAGCUCCACAAGCUGACUCUAGAAAAAGCCACAGAUCUGGAAGAUUUUGGGUUCAGUGUUUCUGACGGCAUGUUGGACCGCGGCGUCUACGUGAACAACAUCCGACCGGGAGGACCAGCAGAGGGCGGCGGCCUCCGAGCUUACGAUCGGAUACUACAGAUUAACCACGUUCGGACUCGGGACUUCGACUGCUGCCUCGUGGUUCCUCUGAUCGCCGAGUCUCCGAACCAUCUGGAGCUCGUCAUCAGCCGAAACCCGACUUCCUCGUCCACCACGCUGUUGACCAAUCACACUGACGGCAUCUACAACAGCGGCCACUCCCCUCAGCCAAUCGGCAGCGACCUCGGACCUUUGGAGCUCUCCAUUGGCCAGUUGGAGGACGGCGGUCCAAUCAAGUGGAGCCAACCGGGGGACAUGUUGGUGGCGGAGCUUGGGAUGGGUCAGGUCAAUAAUAAUUCCGUAUAGCAGACAAACAAUGGAUUAAAUUAACCAGAUUGGACUGGAGAGGUCAACCAAACAGCAAAAUGACUGGUUUUUACCCGUCCAAACUGGUUUAGAGUACCCUAUGGUGCUGCAAACACCCUCUGGAUGACCUUUGAACUGUUGAGGCAGCCUGAAAGCACACUGAUGGACCGGAGCAACUCCUCACCUUUUCACAAGAACCAGUUCUGCAUACUGUUCUUUAUUACUGGAGUCACUGGAGCCAGAACUAUAACUACUGAUCCUACUGGAACCACUAUGAGAGAGCUAAUGGUCUGACUGGUCCGACAUUAAUGGGUACUCGAGUCAUGGAUACUGAUUCUUCUAAAGCCAAUAGUUUUACUGGUUUUAGAUUAAUGGUUACUGGUCCAACUGAAGCCAGAGCCACAGCCAAUUAAUGGUCCUACUGGCCAAGACACAUCGGCUCUGGUCUUAUGGUGAGUUCACACCAAAUGCAGAGCUGAUGAACUUUGGGUAAACUGGCAAAAAAUGGGAAGGCAAUUGGUUUGAACUCGGCAUAAGUGGGAACAAAACCAAUCUGAAGCCAAAUUGAUUGGUCUUUUUGGUCUAGAAGACUCAGGUUCUGGUCUGAGUGGUGAAAGCAUCACGAGUACUGGUACAACUGGUCCAAGACAUGGUUUUUAUAGUCAAAGAAUCAUGUGUACCACCAAGCAAGAUCCAUGACUACUGUGUUUACAAGUCAAGAACUGGGUCUUCUGGGCCAUCUGGUCUUACUAGAAUCAGAACCAUGGCUCUAAUGGUUGUACUGGCCAAGGACCACAGCAGCACAAAGACUGAUGGGAACCAGAACCUGCUGAUGGACACACGGGUUGCCAUGUAGACGAGAGACGCUCCGAUCUAGAGCCAUGUCAUUGGGAUAAUCCAAACCAUACUGAUUACUGACUGGUUUCUGGUCUUAAAGGUUCAUUUAUGUCAACGUUAUAGAUAUACAUAUCUAUAUUUGGCUCAGUGUGUUGGGUUUAGGUGCACAAUUAAAACUAGUGAUGGUUAAAUACAAGUCUGAAAAUGGUCAAAUGCAAGUAUAAUAUUGAAAAUGUUGGUUUAAAGAUAAGGACUAAGGACUUGGAUGGUGUUAGGUGGGUUUAGGUGUAGUUCAGUUUGUUCUAAUAGGAAAAAAAACCUCUAAAAAUACCCAUUAGCUUUUAGCAUGCCACACCGAUAUAGCACCAUUCAGUCCUUAAGUAAUAUUGACAAAAAAGUCCCUACAUUCCUUAGGUUUUCAAAAAAAGGUAAACAUGAAAAUAUGAAAGGACUGAAGCUGCCAUCAUAAUAAUGUCUUAAUUAUUAAAUAAAUUAAAUUAUAAAGGAACGGGGAAAUAAGUAAAUGUAUUAUGUCGUCCAAUUAUUUAUUGCAACGGCAGCUUUAGUACCUCAUGGACCUUGAUACGAUAUUGAUUUUGGCCAAAUUAAGACUCAAUCAUGUUUUUUGCCUUAAUUAUGGACGUAUUUAAAAAAGCCCUAGUGGUCAAACAGAUAAUGAUAGCACACUUCAAUGUUUUUUAUUAUUAUUAUUCUAUUUCAAGACUAGAAUCCAGUCAGUAAUGAUCAGGUGUUUUAUAUCGGGGCGGCCCUGAUGAAAUGUACAGAAAGACACUUAAGAUUUUAGUUCUGUGCCAUGAGCUGCAGACAGUAAUAAUAAUAAUCCUGAAUAAUGACACUGAGCAGAUUAAUAAGAAACCUUUUCUACUGUUUACACCUGUUGGACUGGCCACACUGUGUGUAUGUAUGUGUGUGUGUGUGUUUGUAUGUCAUACGUGUGUGUGUGUGUGUGUGUGUGUGUGUUAAACACAAGGCCAGUUAAGCCCAGCCCUCCCUCUUCUUCCCUCGACCAAUAGGCAUCCGGGACGACAGACAGAUUCUGAGGGAUUCAGCUGAUUGGCUGGAACCAAUCAGAAAAACCUCGCUGUCUGUCUGUGAUUGGUUCUACACACAAGUGGACCAAUCAGCUACCAGGAAGAAGCCAAGCAUGCCCCCUCCCUGACUCCCCCCACCCUCUCCCCAGUAACAGUGAUCUAUUAUGCUAAUUGAUCGGUGUGUUUUUUGAUUGACUGUUGUCAGUUUUCUCUGUUUGUUUGUUUCCUUGGCGACUGAACCUGAAAAGAUGUAAAAUAGAUUUAAAAUAUGGGUUCAGUCGCCGUUGCUGUUCACAUCGAGACCAUCCAAACCCCCGAAAAACCUUCACCUCAUAUCCACGAAAACAACGACGUUACACAAGAAAAAAUAUCCUGAAGAAACAGGAAAUAUGUGACGGUAAAUACCUGUGUGUGUGUGUGUGUGUGUGUGUGUGUGUGUGUGUGUGUGUGUGUGUGUGUGUGUGUGUGUGUGUGUGUGUGUGUGUGUGUGUGUGUGUGUGUGUGUGUGUGUGUGUGUGUGUGUGUGUGUGUGUGUGUUUAUUUUCGAAUGAUGUCAACAUCUUCCUGCUCUCACCUCUUUCCUAACUAUAGAAAACUGGCCAAUCAGAACCCUCCCUCAGCACCAACCGCCAAUAGAAACCCUCGCCGAGCUUCAACAACCAAUCACACUCUGGAGGCUUAAAGCUGCCAUUUUAAUUAAAUAUAUGACUAAAUAAAUAGAUAGAUAAAUUAAAUAUAAAGGGCAAUACAAAAUGUAAAUAAGUAUAUAAAUAAAAAAAUAUAUGAAUAAUUAUAUAUGAAAAGUAUAAUUAGAAAAUAAGUAAUUUGUCUAAAAGAUAAAUACAUGAUACUUGUUUUUCUGUGCAUAUAUAUUUAAUUUCAAAUGCACAUUUAUUUGAUUAUAAGGCUUUUAUUUCCACCUUUCUUCCUUUAUUAUUAAAUUGGUCAGUUCUCCAAAGUCCUGUGUGACAAAACGGAGAGCUGUGAUUGGCUGUUUGUCUCCAUCCCAAACUUUGCCAACUUUUGAAUCGGAUGCACAGCGUAUCGUUAGCAUGUGGCUAACACCGAGCAGAGCGCUACCAUUAGCCUAACACGUGGCUGCUAAAGGGUUAGCACACACAGCACACUAGCAUUGCAAUCAAAUAAAUACAUAUGGUUAGCACAAAGCUAACUUUAAAGGGCUAACGCCAUCUAGCCAUCAUACCUAAAUGUUAGCUCAUGGCUAAUAAACCCAGUGUAUGUUCAGCCACUCAUAGCAAAAGUCUAAUACAGGGCUAACAUCUGAGUAGCAUAAUUAGGUGUAAGAAUUUGGCUAAUAUUUGUUAAGCAUGCAGCUAAAGCAGGGUAAUCAUCAGCCUAACAUUGCUAGGUCGCUAAGGCUAUCAACUGGAUAACGCACCUACUUAGUGCACAUAAAACAAGGCUAACACACAUAAACAUAGCUAAUAAAAGGUUAGCACAGAGCUAAUAUGCCUAGUAUGUAGCUAGCACAGGAGACAAGACUUAGCUACGGCAUAGAAAACAACUCUUAUUGUUAGCUAACACUUAGAUCACAUAGCUAGAUGUUAGCACCCAGAACAAGGCUAACACAGGACUAAUUGGUUUAGCUAACAGCUAACACAGGGCUACAGCUAUUAGCUAGCACAGGGCUAACACAGCUAGGUUUUAGUUAGCAUAUUGUUAGCAUUGACAAUUGUAUGGUUUACACUACACAAAACUCCUGUUGGUAUUCAGCCUUUCCAGGUGAUUAGCACGGUUAGCAUUUUAGUAUGGAAGACUACAUCUGAAUUUAAAAAACUGAAAUAAAUGUAAAGAGAUAAUUAUAUAAUAAUAAUGGUAAUUAUUUUAUACAUGAAGCUACAGAGCUGAGGGGCUUCUGGAGGGUUUGAUGAGUGAGAUGUAAAGCCAUAAACACUGUGUUUGUGCGCAUGUAUAAACUGUGUGAAAGUGUGUGUGUAUAUUACAUUGCAGGGAUUUGCACUCUAGUGAUUCACCUCAGCAAGACAUCCACCCACACACAUACAGGCACACACACAUGCAUUGCACUGCCAUUUAAAACUUGUGGGUCAGAUUAGUUUCCAUGUAGCUUCACCAACCUACCGAACUGUAUUUUUCUUUAAAGGAACAGGGAUGUUGUAAAGUAUUUUUGUACAAAUUUAAUACUUUGGUAGCAUGACGUUCCUGGUGUUUGUCCCGUCGGGCUCCACUGCUCUCUCCACCCCCCUUUGUAUGGACGACUACUGAGCAACAAUAAAGAUGAAGACCUGCUGGGA